Oncorhynchus tshawytscha (Chinook salmon) is the source of this 5377-nucleotide messenger RNA. Its product is annotated as SH3GL interacting endocytic adaptor 1a. Lineage: Eukaryota; Metazoa; Chordata; Actinopteri; Salmoniformes; Salmonidae. The record is from RefSeq and is a predicted model, not a curated record. Gene Ontology annotation, cellular component: clathrin-coated vesicle; plasma membrane; clathrin-coated pit. Gene Ontology annotation, biological process: clathrin coat assembly; clathrin-dependent endocytosis.
CGACAUGCCUAAAUGAGGCAGAGACAGCGUCCCUGAACAUGACUAGAUGCUAAUUCUGUCGAAUAUACACGUAUUUACUGCAAAGAGAAGACUGGCGCACGUACAGUUCUCUUUUCAUCCAUUCGUCCUUCCAUCCGCCUGUGGACCUACAGAUAUGCGACCUGCUCCAUGGAGAUUGCUGUAGAUGGCUGAAGAGCUGUGUACUGGCUGGUUUCGCAUUGUUGCAGGCUCCUUGGAGAUAGAGGAAUGCAAAUCUGCAAUCAUGAUGGAAGGUUUGAAAAAACGUACCAGGAAGGCCUUUGGGAUACGGAAGAAAGAGAAGGGAGACAAGGACAAUGACUCCACGGGGUCCCCUGACAGAGAUGGGGGUUCCCAGAAGAAGGCCAAUGGAGCAGCUGUCAAUGGGUUCUCUGGAGAGAUCGACUGGGACAGAUAUAAUACCCCUACAGUGGACGAUGAAGGUUACAGUCUCAGGCCAGAUGAGGAGGAGGGGCCAGGAUCAGCCGGCCCCAAACCCCCCAAGGAGCACUUCUUCUCCUCCAGCGAGUCAGAGGGAGAGGAGGACCACCGGAAAAAGUUUAAGAUCAAGAUCAAACCGUUACCAGCGGAAAGUGCCAACUGUUUGGCCCCGUCAGUAGAUGAACUCAAAGCCUCCAUAGGCAACAUAGCUCUGUCUCCCUCUCCUCUGAGGAGUAGUCCGAGACGUAGCCCGGGGUUGAUGAAUAAGGACUGUAGUGAAGAGAUACAGGUAGCUCGGCCAAGACGUUCUGCACCCAUUGCAGCCCCCACGUUAGCAGCCCCGGUGCUACAAGCCCCCAGAAGUAAGAAAUCCCCAGCAGUACCACUACCAGAGAAGGAACCAGCCCCAGUACCAGCCCCAGUACCAGCCCCAGUACCAGCCCCAGUACCAGCCCCAGAACCAGCCCCAGUACCAGCCCCAGUACCAGUAACAGCCCCAGUACCAGCACCAGUAACAGCCCCAGUACCAGCCCCAGUACCAGCCCCAGUACCAGCCCAAGUACCAGAGGACGCUACAGCCUUAUUUGGACCUCCCCUGGAGACAGCCUUCAGAGAGCAGAAAACUGAAGUGGGAAUAUCUGAGCAGGUGGUGUGUGACGUGUGGGGUGCUCCUCUACCUGAGUCUGAGUCACUGAGCCCAGACUUCUGUUUCACCAGAACCUUCUCCACAGGAACUCCGCCUCCGCUUCCGCCCAAGAAUGUCCCGACCUCCCCUCCUCCGACCAGCUCCCCCUCUGCAGAUGCUGCCGGAGCAUCCUCUCCAGCUCGUCCUGCUACACCGUCAGCUCCAUCAGCGGUUUUCAGCAGCCCUCCCCCUCCCCCUCCACGCCCCACCUCACGACCCAAAUUGCCCCCUGGGAAACCCAGCAAGGGGGACAUGAGCCGGCCCUUCAGUCCCCCGGGCAGUCACUCUUCCAGCCCCCUUCCAUUCCCCCUGGCCCGGGCCGAGAGCACUUCCUCUAUCUCCUCCAACAACUCCCUGAGUGCAGCCACCACCCCCACCGUCGAGAAUGACCAGCCUUCCCUGGUUUGGUUUGACAGAGGGAAGUUUUAUUUAACCUUUGAAGGCUGCUCCAGGGGACCCAGCCCUCUCACCAUGGGGGCCCAGGACACCCUUCCAGUGGCGGCAGCUUUUACUGAAACAGUCAAUGCCUUCUUCAAAGGAGCCAACCCUAACAAGUGUGUUGUGAAGAUCACAGGCGAGAUGGUGCUGUCGUUUCCAGCGGGGAUCACACGCCACUUUGCCAAUAACCCGUCCCCUGCCGUGCUAACCUUCAGCAUAACCCACUACAGCUGGCUGGAGCAUGUGCUGCCUAAUCCCCAGCUACUCUGCUGUGACACCGCCACAACACCCAACCCUGACUGCAAGACCUUCUGGGUGAACAUGCCAAACCUGAUGACCCAUCUAAAGAAGGUGGCCGAGCAGAAACCCCAGGCCACAUACUACAAUGUGGACAUGCUCAAAUACCAGGUAUCCGCGCAAGGCCUCACGUCGACCCCCCUGAACCUGGCAGCCAGUUGGCGGUGUGAACCCACCAGCACGGACCUCCGGAUAGACUACAAGUACAACGGCGGCUCCAUGACAACGCCCGUGGCGCUCAACAACGUCCAGUUCCUGAUCCCCGUAGACGGAGGGGUCACCAAGCUACUGGCUGUGCUUCCCCCUGCCGCAUGGAAUGCAGAGCAGCAAAGAAUCCUGUGGAAGAUUCCUGAUAUUUCCCAGAAAUCUGAAAAUGGAGGCAUUGGCUCAUUGUUGGCACGGUUCCAGCUGUCGGAGGGCCCCAGUAAACCCUCUCCCCUGGCGGUCCAGUUCACCAGCGAGGGUAGCACUCUGUCAGGCUGUGAUAUAGAACUGGCUGGGCCAGGGUACCGCUUCUCACUCAUCAAGAAGAGGUUCGCUGCAGGAAAAUACUUGGCAGACAACUGAUACUUCAUACUACUACUGAACAAAUACACUGGAGAUCAUCAUCUCAAUGGACUAAUGAAAUCCUAUACUACAGAGGACAGACCUACACCACCACCUCCCUACAGACAGACACUUCUUUCUAAACCCACGAGACAGACAGGCCAAGGCCACACAGCCUACUGUACCCAGCAGUAUUGUAUAGCUUGCAUAUAGUCUCGUGGACCGUUUUAGGGUGUAAUUAUUGUAUUUGUAAAAUGUAUUAAAAUGUAUUAAUUUCAGAACAUCUGUAUUGCUGCUACUCUAGACAUCUACCCGGGUUUCCCUCUCUAAAGGUACAUGCUUCUGCCUCUCUAUCCCACUCUCUAACGUGUGGUGUUCAAACUUAAACACUGCUACAGCUACCUAGCUACUCAACCGCAAAAUCAUGGUCUCAACCGUGAACCUAACACAUAAUACACUGAGUAUAUUUUGAUGCAACAACAAAUAUGUGGUAUUAGGAGAGGAUGUAUGAAAAGACCAUUGGGUUGUGCCAUUUAGUGAACUAAGAUGAAUAGACGCACCAUGAUGUCACACUCCUCCAUUCAGUUUAAGGGAGGGGCUAAUUCUUGCUUCUCGCAUGCCUCUGAUUGGACACGGUUAGCGCUACCAUGGAAUUCUGGGUAUUGGAGUUUUUAUGUUGUUGGGUUUUUAACAGUUAAUGCGUUACACACUGGCAUAGCAGGUUUAAAGGACAUUGUUCAUUUGGAUGGUGACCAUUGGUGACUCCUCUCUUCUUUGAAUGCAGUGAUUUAACAUCGGCUUCAAACAUAUACUCUCAACAUUUUCCUCAGAAAUGAUCAGAAAGUCCUGAGUAGUUAGGCAGCUGCAACAAUAAAUACAUUCUUGGUUGCAAUAUAAAACAAAUAUAAUAUGUUUCCCUCAAUAAAAAAACCUGUACAAAGUCUUAUUUUAAAUGAAUAAUAUAUAUCUGAAAGGGCGUUUGGUGUUUUCCUUCCUUUCUGUUGUUCCUGACACAGCAGUGGUAGACGUACUUCAGAGUACAUUACAGCAUUCUAUUUUUAUUUAUUGAUGAUUUUAAAAGUAUGUGAUUCUGUAUAUGAAUAGAAUUUCAAUGGUAUUGUAAUUUAGAAUGAAGGUAUAAAUAUUCUCUUUGUUUUCUGUGUAGUUGGGUAACCUGUGUACAGUAUAAUGUAUAAGGUAUAAUUUUAGAAUUUAUUUCAGAUAUAUAAUUUUUUAACUCAAGUGCAUCAGAUUUGACUACAGUAUAUAUGCGCGUGGGGGGAUAAAAUAAAAAAACAAGAUGAAUAGCACCUGGAUGUGUACGUCAGGCAGUAUGAAAGCAGUGUUAUUUAGAGUUACACUAAUAGUUAUUACCUUGGAUAAUCAGUCAGGUUUUGACUAUGUUCUGCUCUGUUUCCAUUCACCUCAAUGUGUUAUUCUGCAUCAAACAGCAUGAACUCCCCUUCGGAUCAAACCAACCAGCGCUUGAAUCCAUGGCUUUAUUUUGCAUAAUGGUAAUGGUCUCUGUGAGAUGACAUGGUGACGAGGAUUUGGAGGGAGGUUAGAUGACCAAAACGCUUUUUGUAUUUUAUGUGUGUACUCCAGACUGUCCUCUAAAAGAGAAAUAAGGGGAAUAUUUUUUGAAACAACAAAAACCCCAUCUUGUUUCAUGUGAAGAACACUGUGCUGAUAAUGUUAGAAACCUCCUGAAGGUCUCCUUGUGUGGGCAUCAUAAGUAUGUCAGGAUACUAUCUGUACUUCAUGAAGCUACAUAGCACCAUUUAUACACCUGCCUUAGAACUGCCAUAGAAGUGUCUUACAUGUCCAUUUUGUCUGACCAUUUAGUUGGCAUUUCUAAGUAAGGCAUCAAUGAAUUGUGUCAUGUAGCUCUCUGUAUAGCUGUUUAGUGAGUAACACUUUACUUGAACAUUAUUGUACACACCUAACUAUAGUUAACAGAAAUGACAUUGGUAAUGUUAUUACUGUUUAUGAACUAUGUAUGAUCUCUGGUCGUGCUUAUGAUGGAGGGAGGGUUCAAGCUAAGUGUUACGGCAUGGGUAAUGUAAUGUGUGCCUGCACACAGUUACGGUAUAGUGUUAAAGGGAAGUGGUCCACCAACCAAUAGAUUCGUUGACCUGUUGUCAUGUUAACUGUGAGAACUGAAGACCAGAGCAGGAAGUGUGUGUGUGUGGCGUGCUAAGCCAGACUGCUUUGGGUACCGUACUGUUUCUCUGUCAACCACAUGUGCAAGCUGUGUUUGUACAGACAAUGUUAAGAUGAUCUGAUGAGAAACGAAGUUUGCUUUUUUUCCAAAACCAAUAAAAGUUAUGAACUGGACAAGUUUUUGGAGCACUCUUUUUGCAACUCACAGCAGAAGUUGUAUUAGUUGUAGGUACAGGAUACACAUGGUAUACACUGUCCAACAAAAUGCUUACUUACAGGUUCCUUCUCCACAAUGCAACAACAAUAAGAAAUAACACAACAAUACCAACAUAAAGUAAAUGCCUCAAUAGUAUAUCAUAAAUAUUUUGCAUGUUGCUCAAAUGCAGUUUAUUCUGUAUUUCCUCCACCAAUUUUGUGUUCUGAUGUACAGUGCAACACAUCAAGGUUGGCUGUAACAACAUUGUCUUAAAGCCUUACUAGGAAUACACUCCUUCUGCUAUUAAGAAGCUGUUUAUAAUUGUGUGCUGAGGGAGAUCCAACUGUAGUAUGAUUAGCCUUUAAUUCAACGUACCAUGUGUACUGUACAUAUAUGUUUGUUUCAUUUUAUAUUUAUAUGGAUAUAUUUGUUAUUUCAUCUGUUUGUGUUAUCCAAUGCACAGGAUACUGAAUAUGAAAUUGUUUAAUGUGAUGUACCGUACUAAUGAAAUGUUCCAAACGAAUGCAGAAUGACCCACCAUGUUAUGAUGUGGGUUUUCUCUGAAAUAAAGGAGGCGUAUCAAUUAUGUUUGA